Molecule: messenger RNA, 609 nt
Organism: Aricia agestis (brown argus)
Lineage: Eukaryota; Metazoa; Arthropoda; Insecta; Lepidoptera; Lycaenidae
Exons: 2
Coding region: 1-609 (202 amino acids)
Source: RefSeq, a predicted model, not a curated record
AUGGUAUCAGGGAAUCUGCAUUCUGCAGAUUCUCCAGACUACGUCGUAGACGCUCGUAGCUCAGACUACGUCGUAGACGCUCCUAGCUCAGACUACGUCUUAGACGCUCCUAGCUCAGACUACGUCGUAGAAGCUUGUAGCUCAGACUUCGGCGUAGACGCUCGUAGCUCAGACUACGGCGUAGACGCUCGUAGCUCAGACUUCGGCGUAGACGCUCGUAGCUCAGACUACGGCGUAGACGCUCGUAGCUCAGACUUCGGCGUAGACGCUCGUAGCUCAGACUACGGCGUAGACGCUCGUAGCUCAGACUUCGGCGUAGACGCUCGUAGCUCAGACUACGGCGUAGACGCUCCUAGCUCAGACUACGUCUUAGACGCUCCUAGCUCAGACUACGUCGUAGACGCUUGUAGCUCAGAUUUCGGCGUAGACGCUCGUAGCUCAGACUUCGGCGUAGACGCUCGUAGCUCAGACUACGGCGUAGACGCUCGUAGCUCAGACUUCGGCGUAGACGCUCGUAGCUCAGACUACGGCGUAGACGCUCGUAGCUCAGACUUCGGCGUAGACGCUCGUAGCUCAGAUUACGUCAUAGACGCUCGUAGCUCAGACUAG